AAUAUCAAGAAAUAGUUUGAAAAGGAAAUUUUGCGCCUUUCAAUUUAUUUUAAAAUAGAGUUCCACAUAUUUCUUAUAAAUGGAAUAAACAAUUAAUUAAAUAGCAAAAUUUUUCAGUGAGAAUUUAAAUAAUCUAUUUUAAAUUUUCCUGACAGAGAAAAUGAAAAAGAAAUGAGAAAAAAAUUAAUAAAAACAGAAAUCUUAAUAAAUAGUAACAAAUUUUGUUUUAGAAAAAUAUUUAAAAAUUAAAAUCAUUAUCUAAAGCCUUUUUCCAUGAACCAUACAUAUUUCAACUAUACUAUACUAUCUAAUAUGUUGCUAUAACAACAGCAUUCCUUGUUUAUGCUUGUUUAUUUUAACCAAAGACUUAAGUUUUACUAUUCUUUAUCCUUUCUUCCAACUCUCGAUUUAAUAUGCAGAAAAAUGAUAAAUGUUGUAAAGAAUUUCAUGAGUUAUUGCAUCGAGUGAAAAAAAAUCCAAUAGAGCCUCUUCAAUUCUUGAGCCAUGUUUUAGAUGAAGUUAAUGAUGAUGAUGAUAAUAAUCAAAGUUCCAUAAGUCGUACAACACAUACAGAUAUUGAUUUUCAAUUAGCUUCUUUGAUAAAACGAAUUGAAACGAAUGUAUCAAUAUUGGAAAGGACUAAUCAGCGUGUAAAAGAUAUAAAUUUCAUUACAGAGAAGAAUAAAAUCCUUUCUUCAAGAGAAUUAAAUAAUUACAAUAAGGAAACUUUAUCACAGAUAAAUGAAGAUGAAUUAAAAACCGAAUUAAAUAUUGAGCAUCCUGAAAUUGAUGCAGUUCAACAUAUGAUGAAUAGUACUUUGCAAAUUCUGAAACGCAUAAAGAAAAUUACUAUUGAUGAUGUAGAUUCUAAAACAUCUUUGGGAUAAAAAUAAUAAUUAGUUUGAAAUGGUAGAGAUUAGACAAAAUCAUUUUCACUUAGCGGGUGAUCCUUUGAUAAAUUGAAAAUAACUAUUUACACGUAUUUAAUUUGAAGUGAAAAGGUAAAUUACAAAAGGAUAAUAAUAGAUAAAAGCUCUAUUAACGUCAAUUUUAUUUAUAUGGUAUACAUACAGUAUAAUUGUUUAUACAAGUUGACAUAAAUUCGAUACAGGUACACAUUUGAUACGUAUGAACUACGAGAAAUUUUUAUGUUUAUUUAAAACAUUGCUAUUUUUUAAAAUUAUGUUUUAAUUAUGCCAGUCGAAUAAGCAUUUAAGCCUUUAAGCAAAAUUUAUGCCGUUUUUGUCCCUUUCGGUAUGAGCAUCCAAAAUCAUUUUCAAAGUCCUUGUCUUUUUCAAACAAAUAACUGCCUGGCGUAUACCAUUAGCAUUCUUUGACAAAGUCCAAUACGCAAUUCGAAGCCGAAUAUUUUUAUAAUGUUCUUUUUUGUAUAUAUUUUCAAUUGCUUUAUAAUAUUUGACAAGUUUGAAGCUAUGUAUAUAAAAGGAAUUAAUAUUUUUUUAAAAUAAUAACACAGAAUAACAGAUAUAGUAUUCUGCGUAAAUCAAGCCAUUUGUAUAAAUUUUUUCUACAAAGGCUUUAAAUCGGACCCAUUUACCAGCUGGCUAAAUAUAGAAAUAGACGAUAAAAUAACGCAUACACCUUACAUUAAUUGAUAUUCAAUGUAAUUUUGAGAUUAGAAUAUGAGAGAGACAUUUUCAUUUUCCUCCUGCCUUGCUUUGAUAGACGUAAUUUUAUUUUUCAAAAAUCAAAUGAUACCUAUAUAACUUAUUCAAAGUUUAAAAGAGACGACACAUAGUCGGGAAAGACUGAAAUUUUAGAUUCUUUGAAAUUUUGUUCAAUCAUUUUUAUGUUUGCUUUGAUUGGUUGGCUUAUUUAAAUAAAUAUAGUCAACAAUUUAUCCCUAUUCAUCAAUUACUGGGAGAUGCGUUUGAUUGCUUAUUGUCUGUUCACAAUAGCAGCCCUCGACGAGUCACUAAAAUUAUUUAUUAAAAAUUAAAGUAAUAGUCUUAAGUUGCCCUUCAAUCGAUAUUCACUUAUAAUCAAUUAUUCAUAUUUAUAAUUUAUUAUCACAACCUUUUUCAAUCAUAUUGAUGAUAGAAAUAAAAUAUUAUAAUUUAUAUUUGUCAUAUAUAUUUGAGUUGAAUACGUAAUACUUUUUUUUCAAUCUUUACAAUGACAUUCAUUUCGUUGCAUUGAAAUUUCGUUCAAUCAUUAAAUUAAAUAGAACGACAAAGUAUAUAAUUACUAAAUUUAUCAUUUGUCGUGUCAGUUAAUGUUUUUAUAAAUAAAUAAAUUUAGUUUAUUUAAAAAAAAAA
This is a messenger RNA of Leptopilina boulardi, 2279 nucleotides long. RefSeq lists its product as uncharacterized. Bases 414 to 887 code for a protein of 157 amino acids. Lineage: Eukaryota; Metazoa; Arthropoda; Insecta; Hymenoptera; Figitidae. The transcript has 4 exons. The record is from RefSeq and is a predicted model, not a curated record.